AAAAAAUGAAAAAAGGCCGAAAGAAAGAAGGGAUUUGGAAGGACGUUAUCUUAUUUUAAGAAGAGUCGCUCGACUCGGCCACCCAACUCUCAGUCAAAUCACACACGCUCACGCAAUUUGUAGAAAGAAAGAAGAGAGACAGAGAGAGAAAGAUGGAAUUUUGAGGAAUAUAAAGGGGGUAGUUGGGAACUACUACGAGAGAGGCGUGGGCAGAUAUCACGUGGCACUCCCUUUAAAGCCGUUAACACCCAACCCCCUCUUUUCCCAUCUCUCUCUCUCUCUCUCUCUCUCAUACAAUGCAUACAUAUGCAAUCUUGUUGAAUUUUCAAGCGUGAGAAAAAAGAGGGAUUCUUUUUUCUUACUUCUACAGUGUCUGGGUUCUCAUCCUCGUCUCUCAGAAUGUCUGAAGCCCAAAGGGGACCAAUUAUGGCUGAAGUUUGGCGUGGGAAUGGGUUCGCAAACGGGAAGGUCCAAAUUAGGCAUCCGACAACGUUAUCGAAAGUGGAUGAAUUCUGCACAGCACUCGGCGGGAAGACGCCUAUCCACAGUAUCUUAGUUGCAAACAAUGGAAUGGCAGCAGUCAAAUUUAUGCGUAGUAUCAGAACAUGGGCUUAUGAGACAUUUGGAACUGAAAAGGCCAUUUUGUUGGUGGCCAUGGCGACUCCAGAAGACAUGAGAAUCAAUGCAGAACACAUUAGAAUCGCCGAUCAGUUUGUUGAGGUUCCAGGUGGCACCAACAAUAAUAACUACGCCAAUGUGCAACUCAUUGUGGAGAUGGCGGAGAUAACACAUGUAAAUGCUGUUUGGCCUGGUUGGGGCCAUGCAUCUGAGAACCCUGAACUGCCAGAUGCAUUGAAUGCAAAGGGAAUAAUAUUUCUUGGGCCUCAAGCUUCAUCGAUGGCUGCAUUGGGAGACAAAAUCGGUUCGUCUCUGAUUGCGCAAGCAGCAGGCGUUCCAACACUUCCAUGGAGUGGCUCACAUGUAAAAAUUCCUCCAGAGAGUUGCUUGGAAAGUAUCCCAGAGGAAAUCUAUCGAGAAGCUUGUGUUUAUACAACGGAAGAAGCAGUGGCCAGUUGUCAGGUGGUGGGUUAUCCAGCCAUGAUCAAGGCAUCCUGGGGUGGCGGUGGUAAAGGGAUAAGAAAGGUUCAUAAUGAUGAUGAAGUGAGGGCCUUGUUCAAGCAAGUUCAGGGUGAAGUUCCUGGCUCUCCGAUAUUUAUAAUGAAGGUUGCUUCCCAGAGCCGGCAUUUGGAAGUGCAGCUACUUUGCGAUCAGUAUGGCAAUGUUGCAGCGUUGCACAGCCGUGAUUGCAGUGUUCAGAGGCGACAUCAAAAGAUUAUUGAGGAGGGUCCAAUUACAGUAGCCCCGCCUGAGACGGUGAAACAGCUGGAGCAAGCCGCAAGGAGGCUUGCUAAGUGUGUAGGUUAUGUUGGGGCAGCAACUGUUGAGUAUCUGUACAGCAUGGACACUGGCGAGUACUAUUUCUUAGAGCUCAAUCCAAGGUUGCAGGUGGAGCAUCCGGUCACCGAAUGGAUAGCUGAAAUAAGUUUGCCAGCGGCUCAAGUUGCGGUGGGAAUGGGGAUUCCUCUCUGGCAAAUUCCUGAAAUCAGGCGUUUUUAUGGAAUGGAACCUGGUGGAGGGUAUGAUGCCUGGAAGAAAACAUCAAUCAGUUCCACCCCGUUCGAUUUUGAUAAGGCAGAUUCGGUGAAGCCAAAAGGUCAUUGUGUAGCUGUGCGUGUAACAAGUGAAGAUCCUGAUGAUGGUUUCAAGCCUACUAGUGGAAAAGUACAGGAACUGAACUUUAAAAGCAAGCCGAAUGCAUGGGCAUAUUUCUCAGUGAAGUCUGGAGGAGGAAUUCACGAGUUCUCUGAUUCUCAAUUCGGGCAUGUUUUUGCUUUUGGAGAGUCUAGAGCAUUAGCAAUAGCUAACAUGGUCCUUGGGCUAAAGGAGAUCCAAAUUCGAGGAGAAAUCCGCACAAAUGUUGAUUAUACCAUUGAUCUUUUACAUGCUUCAGAAUACAGAGACAACAAGAUCCACACAGGCUGGUUGGACAGGAGAAUUGCGAUGCGGGUCAGGGCUGAGAGGCCUCCUUGGUACAUUUCAGUUGUCGGAGGAGCUCUUUUUAAAGCAUCAGCUAGUAGUGCAGCUCUGGUCUCUGAUUAUGUUGGUUAUCUUGGGAAGGGGCAAAUCCCACCCAAGCACAUAUCCCUUGUCAACUCUCAAGUUUCUUUGAACAUUGAAGGAAGCAAAUACACGAUUGAAAUGGUAAGGGGAGGACCAGGCAGCUAUAGAUUACGGUUGAACCAAUCAGAGAUUGAAGCGGAGAUUCAUACCUUGCGUGAUGGAGGUCUAUUGAUGCAGUUGGAUGGAAACAGUCAUGUGAUAUAUGCAGAAGAAGAAGCAGCUGGUACUCGCCUUCUCAUUGAUGGAAGGACUUGCUUAUUACAGAAUGAUCAUGAUCCUUCCAAGUUAGUUGCUGAGACACCGUGCAAGCUGCUUCGUUUUUUAGUUCCGGAUGGUAGUCAUGUGGACGCGGAUGAACCAUAUGCAGAGGUUGAGGUUAUGAAGAUGUGCAUGCCUCUUUUGUUACCUGCUUCUGGAAUUAUUCAUUUCUUGAUUUCCGAAGGCCAGGCAAUGCAGGCUGGUGCUCUCAUAGCAAGGCUUGAUCUCGAUGACCCUUCAGCUGUAAGAAAAGCAGAACCAUUUCACGGAUGCUUCCCUGUCCUGGGCCCUCCUACUGCAGUUUCUGGAAAGGUUCACCAGAGAUGUGCUGCGAGUUUAAAUGCUGCCCGGAUGAUUCUUGCAGGCUAUGAGCAUAAUAUCGAUGAAGUUGUGCAAGAUUUGCUGAACUGCCUGGACAGUCCUGAGCUCCCUUUCCUACAAUGGCAAGAGUGCAUGGCGGUCUUAGCAACCCGCCUUCCAAAGGAUCUACGAAACGAGCUGGAUGCAAAGUUCAAGGAGUAUGAAGUGAUCUCAAACUCCAAGAAAAACAUAGAUUUUCCAGCUAAAUUAUUGAGAGGGCUUCUUGAGGCACAUCUCUUGUCCUGUCCUGAUAAAGAAAGAGCUACCCAAGAAAGGCUUGUGGAGCCUCUAAUGAGUCUUGCCAAGUCAUAUGAGGGUGGAAGAGAAAGUCAUGCCCGUGUUAUUGUGCAGUCCCUUUUUGAGGAAUAUUUAUCCGUUGAAGAACUUUUUAGUGACAACAUUCAGGCGGAUGUAAUUGAGCGCCUUCGGCUUCAAUAUGAGAAGGACCUCCUGAAGAUCGUGGAUAUUGUGCUAUCUCAUCAGGGUGUUCGGAGUAAAAAUAAGCUGAUACUACGACUUAUGGAAGCCUUGGUUUACCCUAAUCCAGCUGCCUACAGGGAUAAACUGAUCCGGUUUUCUGCUCUCAAUCAUACAGUUUACUCUGAGUUGGCACUGAAAGCAAGCCAGCUGCUCGAGCAAAACAAAUUGAGUGAACUCCGAACGAACAUUGCUAGAAGCCUCUCAGAGCUAGAGAUGUUUACAGAGGAAGGUGAGCAUGUACACACACCCAGGAGAAAAAGCGCAAUUGAUGAGAGGAUGGAAGACCUUGUGGGUGAGUCCUUGGCUGUUGAAGACGCCCUUGUAGGUUUGUUUGAUCACAGUGACCACACUCUUCAAAGGCGGGUAGUGGAGACAUAUGUGCGGAGGUUAUACCAGCCCUAUCUUGUGAAGGGAAGUGUCCGGAUGCAGUGGCAUCGAUCUGGUCUUAUUGCUUCCUGGGAGUUCUCCGAAGAACAUAUUGAGAAAAGAAAAGCUCCUGAAGACCAAGUGUGUGAUGAGCCAGUGGUAGAGAAACACUGCGAAAAGAGAUGGGGAGUCAUGGUUAUCAUCAAAUCUCUCCAGUUUCUACCAAAUGCAAUUAAUGCUGCAUUGAAGGAAGCUACCCAUUGCUCGAGUUUUGGUUCUCUUCGCGAGACAGUAUCAAAUGGAACUUUGGAACCGAAUAGCCAUGGUAACAUGCUGCAUAUCACAUUAGUUGGCAUCAACAAUCCUAUGUGUUUACUCCAGGAUAGUGGCGAUGAAGAUCAGGCUCAGGAAAGAGUAAAUAAACUAGCCAAGAUACUGAAAGAAAGAGAUGCGAGCUCCAGCCUUCGUGGUGCAGGUGUUGGGAUCAUCAGCUGUAUCAUACAGAGGGAUGAGGGGCGUGCACCCAUGCGGCACUCCUUCCACUGGUCAUCUGAAAAGCUUUACUAUGAAGAAGAACCCCUACUGCGCCAUUUGGAACCGCCUCUAUCAACUUUCCUUGAACUGGAUAAGCUUAAAGGCUACGAAAAUAUACAGUACACGCAAUCUCGGGAUCGCCAAUGGCAUAUCUACACUGUUGUGGACAAGCCAUAUAAUAUCCAAAGGAUGUUUCUUCGAACUCUUGUUAGGCAACCCAAUGCAGCUACAGGGUUUUCUUUAUCUCAAGGUCUUAAUGCAGAAACAACUGAAGCACAGCUGAAUAUGUCCUUCACUUCUAUCAGUGUAUUGAGGUCCUUAAUGGCAGCACUUGAAGAGUUAGAAUUACAUGUGCAUAAUGCAACAGUCAAAUCAGAGCAUGCCCAUAUGUACUUGUGCAUCUUACGCGAGCAACAGCUAGAUGAUCUUGUACCAUAUUCCAGGAGGGUUGAUAUAAAUCUCAGCCGAGCAGAAACUACAGUUGGCAUGAUCUUGGAAGAGCUAGCAUUGAAAAUCCAUGAAUCUGUUGGUGUAAGGAUGCAUAGGCUAGCUGUUUGUGAGUGGGAAGUGAAGCUUUGGCUGGCUUCUGUUGGACUUGCUAGUGGUGCUUGGAGGGUUGUAGUGACGAAUGUUACCGGUCACACUUGCACGGUGCAUAUAUAUCGAGAGCUAGAGGAUGCCGACACACAUGAAGUGGUCUUUCAUUCUGCCUUCUCUGUCUCCGGUCCUUUGCAUGGCAUGCCCGUGACUGCCCGUAAUCAGCCAUUGGCAGACAUUGACCGCAAGCGACUUCUGGCAAGGAAGAGCAACACUACUUACUGCUAUGAUUUUCCACUGGCAUUUGAAACGGCUUUGCAAAGAUUGUGGACGUCUCAUGUCCCGGGUGCUAACAAACCCAAGGACAGAGAUCUGCUGAAAGUCACAGAGCUGGUUUUUGCCAACAAACAAGGAGCAUGGGAUACUCCUCUGGUCCCUGUCAAGCGACCUGCUGCUCGCAAUGAUGUAGGCAUGGUAGCCUGGCGAAUGGAGAUGCGCACUCCUGAGUUCCCCAACGGAAGAACUAUUCUAAUUGUUGCGAAUGAUGUUACAUUUAAAGCUGGAUCCUUUGGUCCAAGAGAGGAUGCAUUCUUUCUCGCCGUAACCAACAUGGCUUGUGCGGAGAAACUGCCGUUAAUUUAUUUGGCAGCAAACUCUGGUGCGAGAAUUGGGGUGUCUGAAGAAGUGAAAGCUUGCUUCCGAGUCGGAUGGUCUGAUGAAACAACCCCAGAGCGCGGGUUUCAGUAUGUUUACUUGACCCCCGAAGAUUAUGCACACAUCAGUUCAUCUGUGAUAGCGCAUGAGUUGAAGCUUGAAAGUGGUGAAAUCAGAUGGGUCAUAGACACCAUCGUUGGAAAGGAGGACGGGUUGGGAGUUGAGAACUUAACUGGCAGCGGUGCCAUUGCUGGUGCUUAUUCAAGAUCGUACAGGGAGACUUUUACCUUGACGUAUGUAACUGGCCGAACAGUUGGCAUAGGUGCAUAUCUUGCUCGUCUUGGCAUGCGUUGCAUUCAGCGCCUUGAUCAGCCUAUAAUUCUGACGGGGUUUUCUGCACUGAACAAGCUUCUCGGGAGGGAAGUAUACAGCUCCCAUAUGCAACUAGGUGGCCCAAAAAUCAUGGCAACAAAUGGGGUCGUUCAUCUGACUGUGUCAGAUGAUCUUGAAGGUGUUUCAGCCAUUUUGAAUUGGCUCAGCUACGUACCACCCUACAUUGGCGGGCCACUUCCUGUCUUGGGUUCCUUGGACCCUCCGGAGAGGCCUGUGGAGUAUUUCCCAGAGAACUCGUGCGAUCCUCGUGCAGCUAUUUGUGGCAUUCAGGAUAACAGCGGCAAGUGGUUUGGCGGUAUUUUUGACAAAGAUAGCUUUGUAGAGACGCUGGAGGGUUGGGCUAGGACGGUGGUAACAGGAAGGGCAAAACUUGGAGGAAUACCUAUUGGAAUUGUUGCUGUCGAAACACAGACGGUGAUGCAAAUUAUCCCUGCGGACCCUGGUCAGCUUGAUUCUCAUGAAAGGGUUGUUCCCCAGGCAGGACAGGUCUGGUUUCCUGAUUCGGCCACCAAGACUGCUCAGGCACUGUUGGAUUUUAACAGAGAAGAGCUUCCACUUUUCAUCAUGGCCAACUGGAGAGGUUUCUCAGGUGGGCAGCGGGACCUCUUUGAAGGGAUUCUUCAGGCCGGCUCAACCAUUGUCGAGAACCUCCGAUCCUAUAAACAGCCAGUCUUUGUCUACAUCCCCAUGAUGGGCGAGCUUCGUGGAGGUGCAUGGGUUGUUGUCGACAGCAGAAUCAAUCCAGACCACAUUGAGAUGUAUGCAGAAAGGACUGCCAAAGGCAACGUUCUUGAACCAGAAGGGAUGAUCGAGAUCAAGUUCAGGUCGAAAGAGCUCCUGGAGUGCAUGGGUCGGCUUGACUCCGAAUUGAUUACACUGAAGGCGAAGCUUCAGGAGGCCAGGAGUGGCGGGGCCCCCAGUUCCGUACAAGCACUUCAACAGAGCAUAAGAUCUCGUGAGAAACAGCUUCUGCCAGUCUACACUCAGAUCGCAACCAAGUUUGCGGAAUUGCAUGACACUUCCCUCAGAAUGGCUGCGAAAGGGGUGAUCAGACAAGUUGUUGAUUGGGGGAGUUCCCGAUCGUUCUUUUACAAGAGACUAAACCGGAGAGUUUCAGAGGCGUCGCUGAUCAGGACUGUUAGAGAUGCUGCCGGUGAGCAGUUGUCUCAUAAAUCAGCAAUGGCCCUGAUCAAGAAAUGGUUCAUGGUGUCCCAGCCUGCCGAAGCCCAAGAGGACAUCUGGGAAGAUGACAAUGCUUUCUUUGCUUGGAAAGAUAACCCUCAAAACUAUGAGGAACACUUGCAGGAAUUGCGGGUUCAGAAGAUUACCCUUCAGCUAUCAAGUCUCAGUGAAUCCGUGUCAGAUUUGCGAGCUCUGCCUCAUGGUCUUGCUGCCCUUCUUCACAAGGUUGAAGCAUCGAGCCGAAUGCAGUUGAUCGAAGAUCUUAAGCAGGUUCUCAGCUGAUCCCACAUACUGCAGUCUGUGAUGGUUGUAGAUUUUGUUUCUUGGAAAGUGGACGUCAUCUGCUGUUAUGUAUUGCAUGUCAGGAAUAACAUCUGAUCACAGCCUAGUAAUGUUAAUUCACCCACAAUACAUGGGUAGGAGGUUCUCACCUUUCUCUCUGAGUUUUUAUUUAUGAAUUGCUGCUGCAAAUUGUAAAUUUUGGUAGA
Magnolia sinica is the source of this 7433-nucleotide messenger RNA. RefSeq names its product acetyl-CoA carboxylase 1-like. Gene Ontology annotation, biological process: fatty acid biosynthetic process. The transcript has 32 exons. The coding region runs from base 400 to 7227 and encodes 2275 amino acids. The record is from RefSeq and is a predicted model, not a curated record. Lineage: Eukaryota; Viridiplantae; Streptophyta; Magnoliopsida; Magnoliales; Magnoliaceae. Gene Ontology annotation, molecular function: metal ion binding; ATP binding; acetyl-CoA carboxylase activity.